Molecule: messenger RNA, 4152 nt
Organism: Mytilus trossulus (common blue mussel)
Lineage: Eukaryota; Metazoa; Mollusca; Bivalvia; Mytilida; Mytilidae
Product: UV-stimulated scaffold protein A-like
Exons: 15
Coding region: 138-3104 (988 amino acids)
Biological process (GO): response to UV; transcription-coupled nucleotide-excision repair
Cellular component (GO): chromosome
Molecular function (GO): RNA polymerase II complex binding
Source: RefSeq, a predicted model, not a curated record
UUCACAACUUCCUGUUUACAAAAAUUUCAAAAUGCUCAGCCAGAUAGCAUUUAUCAUCAUUAUGAAAUAAUUAUAACAGCUACGUCUGUUUCAAAUAAGCUGAUUUCCAUAGUAUGCAAUAAGCAGUACCAGUAAGUAUGGCGAAGGAAUCUGAGGUGUUGGACCAUACUUUAUGUCAGGAGAUGGCUAAAUAUGUUGAGGAAUUAACAACCAGUGGAAGACCAACCUUAAAUCCUGAUAUAAUGAAAAGUUUCAAGAAAAUUUGCAGAGUAUCAUCUUUGUAUUGUGAACAAGCAUACCAUCUUUUGAUUACUCAGCUUGAGAAAGGACAUUCAGAGAUAAGACUAUCAGCUUUCCAAAUGAUAGAGGAAUUAUUCAACAGAUCCCACUGCUUCAGAGAACUACUUAUUUCUAACUUUCAACAUUUCUUAGAACUAACAGUUGAAACAGAUUAUGAUAAUCCUCUACCUCCCCCUAAAGCUGCAAGUGAUUUAUUGAAGUCUAGUGCUUACUCGGCAAUUCAGAAGUGGUAUGAUAAGUUUGGGGAGGAAUACAAAAGACUCACUCUAGGAUUCAAUUUCCUCAAAACUUGCAAAAAGGUUGAUUUUAAUGGCAUUAGAUCAAGAACUGAACUACAGCAAAAACAAGAAAAGGAGAAAGAGGAGAAACUUAAGAAAAUUGCCAAAGAAAGAAUGGAGAAGACAUUAGAACAAAUGAAUGAAAUGCUAGAAGACAUCAAGAAUACUAUAACAGAAGCAAAAACUGGUUUCCAGUUGAUAUUACCGAGUCCUGAUGAUUUCUUCAUCGAGACAGGAGAGGGUGAGACAAGUUCAAUAACAAAAUCAUGUGUUAAGAAUAGUAGAACUGCUACCUGUACAGAGAUAGUUGGCGAAUCGUCAAAAACCUGUACAGUUACAGAUGGUGAAUUAUCAAAAACCUGUAUAGUGACAGAUGGUGAAUUAUCAAAAACCUGUACAGUAACAGAUGGUGAAACAUCAAAAACCUGUACAGUUACAGAUGGUGAAUUACCAAAAACCUGUACAGUGACAGAUGGUGAAUUAUCAAAAACCUGUACAGUAACAGAUGGUAAAACAUCAAAAACCUGUACAGUAACAGAUGGUGAAUUAUCUAAAACCUGUACAGUAACAGAUGGCGAAUCAUCAAAAACCUGUACAGUAACAGAUGGUGAAUCAUCUAAAACCUGUACAGUAACAGAUGGUGAAUUAUCUAAAACUUGUACAGUAACAGAUGGCGAAUCAUCAAAAACCUGUACAGUAACAGAUGGUGAAUUAUCUAAAACCUGUACAGUAACAGAUGGCGAAUCAUCAAAAACUUGUACAGUAACAGAUGGUGAAUCAUCAAAAAUCUGUACAGUAACAGAUGGCGAAUCAUCAACAUGUUUAGCGAUAGAUGGUGAACCAUCAAAACAUUUAGUUGUUGAUAAAGUGACUACAACAACCGACAAUGAUCUAACUUCUGAUUCAAACAGUAAUCAACUAGAAUGUGAGGUAAAAGAUUCAUCAGACUUGGAAAUUAAUAAUAUAUCCACAUGCAUUAGUAGUAAAAAUGACACUGAUAUACCCAGUGGUACAUUAACUAGUCAAAUUGAAAGUGAAAAUUGUUGUGAGGAUUUAGCUAUGGGUGAUAAAACAAACAGUUCUUCCAUCAAGGGAAGUAAUUCUGUCAAUAAUGAUUCUGAAAGUGAUGAAUAUUGUACCGAGAAUGAAAUGGACGAUGAUAGUGAAAGUGAUGAGGAAGAGAACGUCCUACAGGAACAUGGGCUACACAGUUUUAAAUAUAAUCUAUCCAUAGAUAUGACACCAGGUGUUGUGUCGCUACAGGAAACAGAUGAUAACAAAGAUCUUCUUCAGACUCUUAAAGAUCAUUAUAGACUGAUUGUUACUAAAUAUAAACCAACUGUCAACAAAUGGAUACAGAAUCUGACAAAGUAUGGAGAUAAAGAGGAUCUUACUAAGAGUGUGAUAGAUGUUAAAGCAGACCUGGAUAGUUUAUUGUCCAAGUAUAAUGAGAUGAACAUUAUACCUGAUGACAAACCUGAUGUAGAGGUAGAAGAUGAUAGUGAUGAUGACUUUGAAGAUGUUCCUGAGAAAGAAGGAUAUGAACCAACUAUACCUCCACACAAAAGAGCUGAAUAUGGAUUAGACCCAUUGCCAAAAUCAACAACAUCAGAGACUGUUACACAAAAACCCAAAGCCAGUACAAGCAAGAAUACCUCUGGUUUCUGGAGUCUGUCUCAAACAAUAGAACAGAAACCUGAAAGUGAUCCAACCACAAUGAAAGCUAACUUUCUACGUUUACAACAACAAACCUCUAGUACAUCAGCAACAGUGACUAGUAACCAGUCCAAACCUAAAGUACCAUUACAAGUCAAUGGAGACUCACAAAAAGACAAACUAUUGGAGAAGGCACCAGUUGUACCAUAUGGAGUAGACUUAGAACACUGGGAAAAUCCAGACAAAAUGGAGGCUCCUAUGGUUGUUAAUUAUGAUUGGCUCAAUACAGUGUGGGCAUAUACUGAACGUGAUAAUGGGGAAUCUAAAGCUGACCAAGAUGGCUUGGCAGCACUUAAGAAUAGAAGCAUAAGUUUUGCAGGAAAAUUUGAAGCUGUAAAGUGGAAAUGUAGAGCUCCUAUGCCUAAUGGAAAGUUCUGUGAAAGAAUGGACAGAUUUAAGUGUCCAUUCCAUGGAAAGAUAAUAGCCAGAAAUGACUCCGGACAGCCUACUGAUCCAAAAGACAUAGCCUCUCUGUCUAGUCAACAUGAUGAUAUUGAUAUAACAAGCAAUGACCAGUCCUAUUGGAGAGAUCCAGAACUAGAAGCCGAUAUUGAAGCAGCAUUAGGGAUAGACCUAGGCUCUAGUAAAGGUAAAAAGAAAGGAAAAGGUAAAGGCAAAGGUAAACAGAAAAAAUAUCCAAACUUAACAGACAUUACAGAGGUUAAAAAUACAUCAAGGAAUAGAUUAGAGAAGAAGAUAUUUAAAAGAUCUACAAUGAAAAGAGUUGCAGCUGACCUGGAUGAAUUAGACAAUAAAAAGGCCAGAGAUAAAUUUGGCAAUCAGUUUGUUUAUCAGAUGUCACAACGUUGAAUGAAAUACCAAAGUAUUUGUUUCAUAGAUGACCAAUUGACCAUGGUAUCUCACUAUCAGAUGUCCCAAGGAUGAAUGAUAUACCAUAGACUACUCUUAGUCUGCCAUUGUUGAAAUUUCUGUGUGUUGUGUUGGAUUUGAAACUUAAGAAAUGCUUUUGGCAGAAAAGGAUUGAGAGGAAUGACUGAGAAAACCCCCUCAUUGUAAAUAUAAUCAUGGAUAUAUACAAUUUGGACAACAGUCUAUCCUUUUUUUAUGCUGAGUGAUUCCUUUUCAUUUUUGUCUUCUGUUAUGAGUAAUAUAUUAUACAAGUAAAUAUAUCCAUAGAUACCACUACCUGGUGCCAGACACAUUGAGGUUUAAUACAGAUGGAUAGACACAAAGGCAAACAGGAAGAAAUGACUUUGUGAAUAUGAAUCAAUAUAACAAUUUAAAUUGAAAAAAGACUUGUAAGAUACAUAUAUAAUCAAUAAUAUUGCAGACAAUCCUUUUUGAUGAUGGCUCAAUACUAGUUUAUUGUAUAAUAGGUUUUUUUUAUUUAUUUGGAUCAGAUUCUAAUGGAAGAAUUUUUAUAUCAAGAUAUUAAAAUUUUAUAAACUGUUAUAUUUGAUAAAAGUGCCAUAAUUGUGUGUUUUUACAAUGUAACUUUAUUGGUCAUAAUUUUUUUUUGUGCUCUUUUAGAUUAUUUAUGCAUAUAAACUGUGAGGAUCACAUUAUUUACCAUGUCUCUCUCUCUCAUGAUUGUUCUAUUUCAUUUCAACAAAUUUCUCCAAGCCAGUGAAAAAAUGCCAAUAAAAAUUUCGGAAAUGUUCAGUACAUAAUAUUAUGCACCUAAAUUAAAUGCUUUGGUCAAAGUAAACAGUGAGAAAAGUUAUUUAUGAGUUUUUAUUAAAAGCACACCAUGGAAAUUUCCUUACCAAGAAAAAUGUUGUUAGUGAUUACAAUUAUCUGUUAUAUUUUUCAACAUUGGUGUUAAACAAUUAGGCAUUCUACAUGUGUUUUCAUGUCACUUUGUAAAAGUCAUCAGUAAAAUCUUCCUUUAGUAUAG